CCUGCAAUCCACGGCCAUCAAGCAGUAUCGACGAGUCAUCGCGUGAACUUGGCGCCUUUAUCUCUGCAAUUUUAUUCUCCUCUUGCAUCUUACAGCGAUACUCAUCGCUCAUCUCGGGGCGCCUCCGGCCUCGGUCUGGUCAGUGCUUCCUCAGCUGCGACCAGCAAGUCCGAACACGCCUGUGUCUCUCCCCCGUCAGCCCCCGUCAUGACCAAGAAGAAGCGUCAUCAUCCCGAUGUCGAAGAGGUCCUCGCGCGACCAUGGUGCUACUACUGCGAGCGCGACUUCGACGAUCUCAAGAUUCUGAUCAACCAUCAGAAAGCGAAGCAUUUCAAAUGCGAAAGAUGUGGCCGAAGAUUAAACACCGCAGGGGGCCUCAGUGUCCACAUGAGUCAAGUCCACAAGGAGAACCUCACUGCCGUCGACAACGCCCUCCCUAACCGGGCGGGCUUGGAUAUCGAAAUAUUCGGCAUGGAGGGAAUCCCCGAAGACAUUAUCCAACAACAUAAUCAGCGAGUCCUGACCAACUUCCAUCAAGCUCAAGCUGAUCGGCAGGCAGCUACUGGUAAUAACGCUCAAAGUGCUCAGCAUCCAAACGCCCCAAAGAAACCCAAGAUCGAGUCUGUCUCCGAUAUCAAGAAACGCCUGGCAGAGCACAAAGCUGCCAAACUGGCUGCUGAGCAAGGCGACGGAGGGAGCAGUGGAGCGGCCACUCCCAACCCCCCUCCGGCCACUAUGGUUCAAGCUCCGCCUCAGGUAAACACGGCCGCAUCUCCAACCUAUCCCGGAUUUCCUCAGCCCUAUGUAGCGCCACCUACGAAUGGUUCGUUCAGUCAGUCCCCUUCUUUCGCCCAGCCCCCAGCCGCUUUAUCUGCUCCGUAUCAGGCGUCGCCGAUCUAUCCUUCUGCCGCGUCUCCGCCUGCUGUCGAAGGCUACGGCCAGCAUUCGGCAACUCCACAGCCUGGGCAACCAGGAUACGGCCAGAUGCCAUAUCCCCAACCGCCAUACGCCCAACCCCCCCAGCCGUCCUUUCAGCCGCCGCAACCGUCACCAGUGGGGUAUCCCCAGCCGAGUUAUUCACCUCCGCAAUAUCAAUCUCCCUAUCCAGGUCAACCCUACCCUGGCCAGCCCGCUGGACCUCCACGUCCAUUUGCGUCGGGCUCUCCAGUUCCAGGGUAUCCGCAACCGCCCCCAGCUCUCGCACAACGCUCUCAUUCGCCUGCUACAAACGGUAAUUUUCCUGCACCAGUGCGUACUGGCAGUGUAAGUCUACCUAGUGCUCCAGGAUUACCACAGAGGCCGGCUUUCGGUGCUCCGCCAGUCAAUGCUUUCCAAUUUCAACAAAUGCAUCAAGGUCAGAUCCCUGCUCCACAAUCCCAUAACAUUGUGCCGCAGUAUGCUCCUGGACAAGCUUCAGCAAGCACAAGUACGCAAGUCCCGCCACAGAUUCCUGUACCGAACCAGGCCGCUGCUGUUGAAGCUCAAGACGCGUCGUCCCUUGAUGACCUGAUCGCAAAUGCUUCUAAGCAAGCUGACGUCGAUGCCGCUGCCGCCGCAGAGGCUGCCACCAAACCCGGAGUUCCAGCAGCCGCCACUGCUCCGGCCACCACCAAAGACGAAGCCGGCGAAGACAAAGCUGGACCGAAGAAAGACAAGGAGAAGGAGAAACCAAAAGCAACCAGGUUGGUCUACUCUGAUAACGAGACAAGUCCUGAAGAGAAGAUGGCUAUGUUGCCAAAGUACGCAUUUACUCCUGCACAGAAAACAAUUGUGGUCUGAGAGGGACUGUUCGAUCUAUUUGCGCCGAGCAUCCGUGGGUAGCGACACGCCGCCCGGGAUACCCCAUCAAAAACUAUUUCGUCUGGGUGACUGGGAUUCGGAGCAAGCUUUUCCAGCUAGGUCUGGCAGUUGGCGUCCAGCUCAUACUUCACAUUAUUCUUUCGUUUUCCCUCGCCAAAACAUUGGCGACAAGCCCGAGACUGGAUGGUACAAGCAGAUUCGGCGUCUUUUGGUGAGUGCAAAAAGGGGCAAAUCAGCAUCCAAUUGAUGGCGGGUGAGGUGGAGGACCACUGACUCGGACUUUUCAAUAUAUUUUCACCUUACACGGGUACAGCGGGUGGCUGUUCGGACACCAACCAUGACAUGCGGCUUGACACUAUUCCACUGAUCAAGCUGGAAAGAAACACGAAGGAAAAGGCGUUGAAUUCGCACGGCUUUUGUCUGACGGGGAAGGCAGCAUUUUAGCAUAUUCUCGAUACCAAGGCUGCUUGCUUGUAAGUGCAAGACAGGUUGGUGUCUUCCCUCAGUUAUCUUUCAAAUACCAGUGUUGUUGACCACAACUCGUUGUGUGAUUUCUCAUCCAGCGUUUGCGGGGGAUUCCCUGCUCUGCUGCUACUAUGUGAACGCUCGAAACGCGCCAUGCUAUUUGUUGGG
This is a messenger RNA of Cladophialophora immunda, 2433 nucleotides long. RefSeq lists its product as uncharacterized. The transcript has 2 exons. Gene Ontology annotation, cellular component: nucleus. Bases 208 to 1779 code for a protein of 523 amino acids. Gene Ontology annotation, molecular function: DNA binding. The record is from RefSeq and is a predicted model, not a curated record. NCBI's taxonomy places the organism in Eukaryota, Fungi, Ascomycota, Eurotiomycetes, Chaetothyriales, Herpotrichiellaceae.